Nannochloropsis gaditana CCMP526 is the source of this 857-nucleotide messenger RNA. RefSeq names its product 20S proteasome subunit alpha 1 (gene PSMA6). The transcript is spliced from 4 exons. The record is from RefSeq and is a predicted model, not a curated record. The coding region runs from base 1 to 729 and encodes 242 amino acids. Gene Ontology annotation, biological process: ubiquitin-dependent protein catabolic process. Gene Ontology annotation, cellular component: proteasome core complex, alpha-subunit complex; cytosol; nucleus.
AUGUCAGGAAGAGACUCCCAAUACGACCACCACAUAACCAUCUUCUCGCCUCAAGGCCGCUUGUACCAAAUCGAAUACGCCUUCAAAGCCGCCAACAGUGAGGGACUAACUUCAGUCGCCGUUCGAGGGAAGGAAUGCGUCGCUGUCGUCACUCAAAAGAAGGUGCCAGACCGUCUCAUUGAUCCCUCUUCCGUGUCCAACAUCUAUCAAAUCACGGACAAAGUGGGCGCAGUGAUGACAGGGAUGACCACAGAUAGCCGCGCCCAGGUGACCCGUUUGCGGCAGGAGGCGCACGAAUUUCGGUUUAAAUACGGGUAUGACAUCCCUGUGCACGUUCUUGCCAAACGCAUCGCCGACAUCGCACAGCAAGCGUCCAUGCGCGCCUUGGCGACAGUGUGUAUGCUGGUGGGUGUGGACGACGAACGGGGCCCUCAGCUCUACAAAGUAGACCCUGCCGGUCACUUCUUCCCCUUCAAGGCCACCGCUGCCGGCGUGAAGCAGGACGAGGCGACCAAUUGGCUCGAAAAAAAAGUCGGGGAUUUGGGGGGUCUCGGGACGGAGGAGACGGUGGAACUCGCGAUCAUGGCCCUCCAGUCGGUGCUAUCCACGGACUUCAAGGGCUCGGAAAUCGAAGUGGGCGUGGUGGAAGGUGUAGGUGGUUUUUUCCACACAUUGACAGAAGGAGAAAUCGACCAUCAUUUGACGGCAAUUACAGAGAAAGAUGCAUGAGGUAGAAUUGAUGUAAUCAGGGCAGCAGUGGAGAAUGAGAGAGAUGCGCGGGAGGAGAGGAGGGGAAGGACGUGGGCCUGAGAAAAGGGUGCGUAAAGUGGGCUGCACCCAAAAGAAGUCACUUCCUG